Molecule: messenger RNA, 2153 nt
Organism: Gopherus evgoodei (Goodes thornscrub tortoise)
Lineage: Eukaryota; Metazoa; Chordata; Testudines; Testudinidae
Gene: TMEM186
Product: transmembrane protein 186
Exons: 2
Coding region: 80-817 (245 amino acids)
Cellular component (GO): mitochondrion
Source: RefSeq, a predicted model, not a curated record
CGGCGCAGUAGAGUAACGGUAGCGGCGGUGGCGCACGCGCAGUGUGUGUUCGCGUAUCCUCGUCUCUCUCCGCGUGGAGAUGGCUGGAAUCUUCAAAAUUAGGACUAGUCUCCACUUGCUACCUUCCUUUGGGAGAUCUCUACCAAGGGAGUUAUCAACAAGAUUGUGGAAAAAAGAAGACAAGUGCCUACCCCGUUGCUUUGGGACCCAUAUGUUCUUAAAGCCACAGAAAUGGCAACCUGACAGUGCUUAUUUUUAUCCUGGGACAGGGCUGGUGCCAUACAGAUGUGCUGGCAGCUUAACCCCCACCAACAGUGUCUUGGAAAAGUCGAUGAUUGAGAACAAAGAACAGUUCAAACUGGUCUACAAGUUUCCAGGAAUUAAAUAUUGUAGAAUAUUUUCAAGAAUGAAGUUGCUACAGACUGCUCUAACCAUAGUCAUCCUCCCACCUGUCUAUCAUCUCUAUCUGCAGGAACAAGUUUCUCAGGGUUUUGUGUUGUAUGUCACUGGCACCGCUUGCUUUGCUGCUACAAUGCUGUAUGGUAUAAGUUAUUUUCUCAGACGAAUGAUUGGACUGAUGUACUUAAAUGAAGCUGGCACCGUGGUAAAAGUGGCACACUUGACAUUUUGGGGAAGAAAGAAAGAAAUUUAUUGUCCAGUUGAAAACGUGAUGACCUUGGGUGACACUGGAGAUACCAAGAAUGAAGUACUGCUCCAGUUUAAACAGCAUAAUAGUACACAGGUUUUAUAUUUUACUCUAACAUUUGGCCAUAUUGUGGAUAAACAGAAGUUUGCCCAAAUAUUUGGAGGAUUUUAGUAACUCAUUAGAUGCAAUGACCAACAUUUCCCAAAAGUCUUGCUUGUUUAAUGUUUUCCAUUGCUCUUCAUGCUGAAUUCAUCACAUCCAUAGCUGAAUAGAUUUGUAAGCACACAAAUACAAAGCCUCUGAGCAAAUAUGCACACCUGUAUUUGCGAUACAGCGAUGUGGCAACCCACUAGAUAGAUGUUCCUGUACAACUAGUUUCAGAUGAAAGCGGAAUCUCAUCCUACACACACAACCAUUAUGUAAAGAAAUAUAGUUUAAUACUCAUAUCUGAUGGUAAGUUACACAGUUGAAAUCAUGUUAAUAUAAAUAAGUUAUUAAAACGGUAUCUUGGGACACGGAUUUGCAAAGAUAUUGUAUGGAGAUGUGGUGGAAUUGCUUGCUCAGUCCCUUGUCUUCUGGGCUGGCACCAGCUGGGAAGUGUGCCACUCGCUUUUUUCUGAAACAGUUCUUCUGUCAGAUCAAAACGUGUUAAUGUGAUCCUGAGUGAACUUUGUCCAUUGUUCAUCAGUGGCUUGUGGGUUCAAUGCUUGGAUGAUUUUCACAAGGCGCUAAGCAUUACUUGGAGAAAAAUAUGUUGCAAGAGAAUAUCUGCUUCAACUAUGUGAAAGCAAAUAAAGUAGCUGAACAGUGUCUUGAGAGCCCCAGUAAAGCAUUUUAACUUGUGUACAUAGUGAAAAGGAUCAAAAAUUCUGAAGAGAAGUAUGUUACAGUAGUACUAUUUACAGACACAUCAUCAGGCCCCUGUUCAAGUUUAAAAAACAUUUUCUUACCCUGGGCUAUAGACAAUAUCUUAGGUUAUUGAAACAGAUAAUUUUAAGCAUUCAUUUUUCAGUGCUUGUGCUUGUGCUCUGUUGGGAUUUUCUUUUUCAAUUUAACCAACUGAAACGGUCAAUUUCAUUUUCUUAGGUGUAGCAUCAUCAUAGGGGGGUUGUAAAAACAGCAGGGAAAUGGUUAUUUUAAAAAAAGAUUUACAUUAGAACAAAGAAUCAUGGAAAUAUUUGAAUUGGGCUGAGAUUUUAUAAAACGUGUGUGCAUACACAGCUUCAUUUCAUCACUGGUUCAGAUCUUUCACCAGCAAGAGUGCCCAUACAGGAGCUAAAUGGCACAUCAGUUCAAAAUAUCUUUUCACUGACUGGACUACAGUUAGAAUAAAUUUGCUUUUCUGCUGUGUACUGUAGAUAUCACAAAUUAAAAAAAGCCAAAGUUGUACUAUAUAAGUGUUAACAGACUCCAGAUGUGUUGCUUACUGUAUAGAAUGACAGGUAAUUAAGCAGAUUUAUACAGCACAGUAUGUAUUUGAAUAAAAAUGUAAUGGCUGCCUUUGUUA